Messenger RNA from Capsicum annuum, 1878 nucleotides. RefSeq names its product probable galacturonosyltransferase-like 10. The record is from RefSeq and is a predicted model, not a curated record. NCBI's taxonomy places the organism in Eukaryota, Viridiplantae, Streptophyta, Magnoliopsida, Solanales, Solanaceae. Gene Ontology annotation, molecular function: glycosyltransferase activity. Bases 496 to 1584 code for a protein of 362 amino acids. The transcript has a single exon. Gene Ontology annotation, cellular component: Golgi apparatus.
UGCAUGGACCGAUUCACAGAACCGGACCGAACCUAACACCAAACAUUGUUGUCCCUUCAGGUUCCUCGAAACAACAUUAAAAAAAACCAUAGUUCCAGAAGAAUCAUAAAAUAUUAAUGUAUAUUUUGCUUUUUUCUAUAUUUGUUUUUUAAAAAAAAAUCAUAUGUCCUAAUAAAUUUAGUAAAGGAUAAUAUUCUCCUUUAAAAUAUUAGGAAAACAUUUCCCUCAUAAUUUGGGAUUAAUCAAAAUCUAUACAUAUAACAAUUGUAUUUCGAGAUUCAUUACCAAUUCUAUAAUAAAAAUAUUCUACUAACGCGUUUAUGAUUUUCCUAAAACUUUUCAAUUCCCAACAACGCGAUACGACCAAUAAGGCAAAUACUCGUCCAAAAUAUUCACUUCUUUAUAUACUCUCAACCUCUCACAAAUCAUUAACGCGUUUACUUUAACAAACGCUCUUUGCUUUUCUUCUUCUUCCCUUUGAUUUGAUUCAACAUUAUGGUUCUUUCUAAAAAGCUCAUCUUUUUACUAUUUGUAUCAGUUGUUUAUCUGCUUGUAGUUCCGGCAAGUGCUAUCAGAAGUUUUCUUGAAAAACCCAGAAAUGCAAAUAUCGAUGGGAGUUUAAGAUACGUUGAAUCUCCAGAGUAUCGUAAUAGCCAAGAAUGUCCAGUUACAGGGUCACAUUAUUUGAUUUGUGACCCAAAUUUGAUACAUGUAGCUAUGACUCUUGAUUCGCAGUAUUUUAGAGGUUCAAUAGCAGCUGUUCACUCUGUGCUAAAGCAUACUUCUUGUCCAGAAAAUGUUUACUUCCAUUUCGUGGCAUCAAUUAAUUCUGAUUUUCAAGAACUGACAGAGAUGGUGAAGUCUAUAUUUCCUUCUUUGAGUUUCAAAGUUUACUUCUUUGAUGAAUUUAGAGUGAAGAAAUCGAUAUCGUCUUCGAUUCGUCAAGCGCUUGAUAAUCCAUUGAACUAUGCUAGAACAUAUUUAGCUGAGAUUAUCGAGCCGUGCGUUGAAAGGGUUAUAUAUCUUGAUUCUGAUGUUGUUUUGGUGGAUGAUAUUCAGAAGUUAUGGUCUAUUUCUUUAACUGGUUCGAGAAUUAUUGGAGCUCCAGAAUACUGUCAUGCUAAUUUCACAAAAUACUUCAGUGACAACUUUUGGUCUGACACGAAAUUAUCGAAGGUGUUUCAAGGGAAAAGGCCUUGUUAUUUUAAUACAGGGGUGAUGGUUAUGGAUUUGGGGAAAUGGAGAAAGGGAGAUUAUACGUUGAAGAUCGAGAGAUGGAUGGAGAUACACAAGGAGAAAAGGAUUUAUGAAUUGGGAUCAUUGCCACCAUUUAUGUUGGUGUUUGGAGGUGAAAUUGAAGGAAUUGAUCAUAGAUGGAAUCAACAUGGACUUGGUGGAGAUAAUUUGGUGAAUAGUUGUAGAACAUUGCAUCCAGGACCAGUUAGUUUGUUGCAUUGGAGUGGUAAGGGGAAACCUUGGGUUAGGCUUGAUCAAGGGAAUCCUUGUCCUGUUGAUCUUUUAUGGGAACCUUAUGACCUGUAUAGACUCAGCUCAAGUGAUUCUUUUGACCUGCAACAGCAGUGAUGGUUUAUGCAUCGGUGUAUAGAAGUUGAAACUCCUUAGCGAAAAUUCUUUGAUUCUUUUCCCGCAUUGGGAAGAAGUUAGAACUUCAUCCAGUAGUACUUUCCGGGGACUAUUUUGAUGAGUGCCCUGUGAGAGAUUUUUCUUGUGUAUAAAGAGCAAACGACUUGUUUAAAGCGAUUAUUCGUUCAUUAUUUUAGUGAUAAAGAGUAUUCUUUUGAUAUUGUCUGUGUGAAUCGUUAUUGUUAUUGUGAUGCAAUGGUUAAUUUUAUGAGGUGUAGCAUAUUUCUUUUGUAA